GUUGCUAUAUAUAUGCGAAGAAAAUCAACUCUAUGUUUUGAAUUUUUGCCAUCUAACGAAAAAUAAUUCCAAUAAAUAAUUUAAGGAAUCGCCAACCAGCGGAGCGUUGGACAGCGAACUGCCACAGACUGCUGAAAGAACCAAUCUCCUCCCCCCUCUGCCCCCUCUCUUCUGUUGCAAGGAUGUUUUUUGAAGGUUUUGAAGUGGUCUCGGCUCUGGUUGCGUGCUUGGUAUCUGUAGCCUUGCUCUUCGCUGUAUCUAGACAACUUUGGCAAGUCCGCUGGGCGGUGACACGCGACAAAAGCUCUAGUCUACCGAUUCCCAAGGGUUCCAUGGGAUUACCUGUCAUCGGAGAAACAUUUCACUGGUUGGUAGAGGGGUCCAGCUUCCAUGCAUCGAGGCGUGAGAAAUACGGCAACGUCUUCAAGACACACCUCCUGGGCCGCCCAUUGAUCCGGGUGACUGGCUCGGAGAACGUCAGGAAGAUCCUGAUGGGCGAGCAUUCCCUGGUGAGCAGUCAGUGGCCCCGGAGUACCAGGAUGCUGCUCGGUCCAACCAGCCUCAUCAACUCCAUCGGUGACAUCCACCGCCACAAGAGGAAGAUCUUCACCAAGGUGUUCAGCCAUGACGCUUUGGAGUGCUACCUUCCAAAGAUCCAACAAGCGAUCCAGAAUGGGAUCAGGGACUGGAGCAGCAGUGGGGAACCCAUCACAGUCUACCAGCAGGCCAAGAAGUUAACCUUCCGCAUUGCAGUUCGAGUCCUGCUGGGUUUCCGUGUCUCCGAGGAUGACUUGAACCUCCUGUCAGAGAGCUUCGAGCAGCUGGUCGCCAACCUCUUCUCUUUACCACUUGACUUCCCGUUCAGCGGCUAUAGGAAGGGAAUGCGAGCUCGGGACAACCUCUACAAGUACCUGGAAAAAGCCAUCAGCGAGAAGCUGCAGUGCAAACAAGACAAGGAUUAUGCUGAUGCCUUGGACAUUCUGAUUGACAGUGCCAGGGAGCAAGGCAAAGAGCUCACCAUGCAAGAGCUGAAGGAGUCGACGGUGGAGCUGAUCUUUGCCGCCUUUGCUACCACCUCCAGUGCCAGCACCUCGCUGAUCCUGCAGCUGCUGCAGCACCCUGCCGUGCUGGAGAAACUGCGCGAGGAGCUGAGGAGCAACGGGAUCCUCCACAAUGGCUGCAAGUGCGAGGACAGGCCCCGCAUGGCAACGGUGGCCCGUCUGCGCUACCUGGACUGCGUCAUCAAGGAGGUGCUGCGGCUGCUGCCCCCUGUCUCGGGGGGGUACCGGACGGCGCUGCAGACCUUCGAGCUGGACGGCUGCCAAAUUCCCAAAGGAUGGAGUGUUCUCUACAGCAUCAGGGACACGCAUGACACAGCGCCCGUCUUCCAGAACGUUGGGGUCUUUGACCCUGACCGCUUCGGAGAAGACCGGGACGAAGACAAGAGUGUCCGCUUCAGUUACAUCCCUUUUGGAGGGGGCGUCAGGAGUUGCCUGGGCAAGGAGCUGGCCAAGCUCAUCCUGAAGGUGUUGGCCAUGGAGCUGGCCAGCACUAGCCGCUUCGAGCUGGCCACCAGGACGUUCCCUCGCAUGCUGACAGUGCCUGUGGUCCAUCCCAUGGAUGGUUUGAAAGUAAAAUUCUAUGGACUUGAUUCCAACCAGAAUGAGAUAGACCCAGAGUCAGAAUCUCUGCUGGGUUCCACUGUGUAGCCAACAUCCCCAGGCCAAACCAAGCAGAAGUACAGCAAGCAUAUCUGAAUUGUUUCGAAAAACCUCUCCUACCAACUAACAUACAAAAUAAACCAAUCUCAGAUCUUCGAGCAAAGCCGCCUUCUGAAUUUUCGUUGCAUCAGGUAUAAAGGACAAUUUUGGAUUAAGCACAUUCAAAGGAGAGACUUCUUGGAAAGGAAUUAAGUUUGAGGGAGCUAGGGGCAAGAAGCGGGAAAAACGUGUUGGAGGAGGAUGUGUCUGACCUCUGUUGGAGAGAGGGUGAGAGUGAGAGCUGGCAUGUGUAUGGUGAUGGCGAUACAGAAAUUCUUUGCGAUCAACGGAAAACAAGAGACAAUUCUUUUAAAAAAAACACAUAUAUAUCCUGCAUUCCUACUUAAAGUAUAUAUGUAUAAACCUGUUCUGAGUACCAUUCUAGGUAUGUAACUUGAUUAGAGAUUGCAACAGCGUUGCAGCCCAGUGCACUUUGAAUGUAGUUCUGAUUACUGAUGCUGGUUAUAUUCAGUGUAAACUUAGAAACCAUAACAAACUGGUUUGAAUUUGUACUAUUCCUAUCUUUAAGCUAUAUAUGGAUUAUUUGUUGUGUGUUUUUUUUAUUUUAAGAUUGCAAUUAGACAAAUAGUGUAAAAAGAAAAUAUUUUUUCUGUUGGUAAAUAUUGUUUUAGUAAAAAAUGAA
Messenger RNA from Pristis pectinata (smalltooth sawfish), 2403 nucleotides. It is a transcript of the gene cyp26b1, whose product is annotated as cytochrome P450 26B1. Gene Ontology annotation, molecular function: heme binding; monooxygenase activity; iron ion binding. Lineage: Eukaryota; Metazoa; Chordata; Chondrichthyes; Rhinopristiformes; Pristidae. Gene Ontology annotation, biological process: sterol metabolic process. The transcript has 7 exons. The coding region runs from base 183 to 1709 and encodes 508 amino acids. The record is from RefSeq and is a predicted model, not a curated record.